AUGCCAGUCCUCGGUGGAGGUAUUGAAGAGAGUGUGGAGAGUGCUGAUGCCGAGGGAAGCAUCAGCGUCUGUUCGUUCGACGUGGUUUCAAGUGCAGUGCGGGACGAAUACAAGGGUCACUCCAAGAUGAUGAAGUUGAACCCUGGUGGGAGACAGGGGUGGUGGUCGGCCAAGAAGUUUGACCGACGAAUAAGAAUGAGAGCUCUGGUGCAGGGAGCCUCGAACGAACAUCGUACAAGAACCCUGCUCGACACAGGAGCGAACGUUAGUGUCAUCACCGACACGUUUGCCAAGAGAUUGCGACUUCGUGACAUUCCAGAUCACGGACGUAGCAUCGACAUUCAAGGCAUCAGUGAAGACAAAGUGUCAACGACGCGAGGAGCGCUCGUUGCAGGCGUUGAUGUAGUGCUAGGAACAGACUUCAUGGUACCGGCCGGCAUUCGGUUGGACUUGUUCCAUGGAGCUGCACAACUGCCAAAUGAAGUCCGCAUCCCGCUGAUCAAGACGAAGAACAUGGUGGAUAGUAUGAAGUACAGUGCCCACUCUCGCGAGUAUCGACUAGCGAAACAAGCUGUGAAACUGGAGCAGCACGUACUGUGGGUUCGACGUACAGAGAAGGUUAUCCCGUCCGUGACAAGGUUUCGCCCGUUCGAUAGACUGGCCAUGGUGAUUUCUGUCAAAGAUUUGCCGCGAGGCGAGGGCUACGUGCGUUUGGACUCCAAGAAGUACAAAAAUUGGCAAGUGAUUGUCUACGAGAACUGUCGCGACCGACAGUUGUUCAAACGGGAGUGUGAACUCUACGAACAAUGGCUGGCUACCCAACCUCCAUCGAUUGAGAGACGAACGUAUCCGACACCUAUCGGAGUCAUGAAGAGGUCGCCUGAAGACGCGUUGGACGUAUCGGCUGUUUGUCUGACAUGUGCCGAGCGUUGGGAGAAGAUUUUGGAGCAACGAGAGUGCGAUGAAGGUUGUCUAGACUCAGGGGUGACAGACGAAGACGUGUUCGACGUCCGACUCUCCGGAGACUCGUCGGAUGGCGGUUCAGCAAGCAAUAAUGACGGUAGCGAAGCCGACGAGGAGUCGGUUAGACACCCACAGGGACUGCAAGGUGUAACGAAGAUGAUGACCACAUCAACGUGGGUCCAGUCCGUGCUUGGAGCGAGAGGUGAUGAAUCAAGUGCAUUGAUUGGUGAGACUAAGACGGUCUCGGGUGCCAAGCGUCGAGACAGUGACUCAUCAGCCUCAUACACUGCGACUAGCGAGAAAGAAGCCACGACAGCCGGUCGGCAAGAAGUGCAGGGCUCGCAGAAGGAAAUGCAUACAAGGGCGAGUGUUCGCGUGGAGUCUCAAGUCGAGGACAUGUCGGCGGAGGACGCGAUGACCGAGCUGGACAAGACCUACAUGUCGGUAGCCCGAGUGUUGACGACCGAAGGGAAUGAGGUUGCUGGCGAUCCAGGGGUGGACCAUUACGAACACCCAGCUAACAAAAUCGGCUUGGAAGACUAUACAAAGGAAUUCGCGUUCCUCCCCGACUUCACGGAAGAUUCAAACACGACCAUCGACUAUGGAACACCGAAUGUCAAGAACUCAUGUCUGACGACUGAUCAGCAAGAACGACUGGCCACUACGCUGAAGAAGAAUGAGCGAAUCCUCAUUGCCAGCGGCAAAGCGUUAACGCCACCGCGUACGGCGUAG
Phytophthora nicotianae INRA-310 is the source of this 1695-nucleotide messenger RNA. RefSeq lists its product as hypothetical. Gene Ontology annotation, biological process: proteolysis. The transcript is spliced from 4 exons. The record is from RefSeq and is a predicted model, not a curated record. Gene Ontology annotation, molecular function: aspartic-type endopeptidase activity. NCBI's taxonomy places the organism in Eukaryota, Oomycota, Peronosporomycetes, Peronosporales, Peronosporaceae. The coding region runs from base 1 to 1695 and encodes 564 amino acids.